AUGACAGCUGAGUGUCAUACUCCACAAGCUGACAACAUGGCGACAGCGUGGAUUCUUCUUGUCUCCUCGCUCGCUGUAUCUGUGCAUACCAAAAUGAAUGUCCUCUUCCUCGUCUCUGAUGAUCUACGGCCGCAACUGGGAAUGUACAACGGAUCAUCCGCCCCUUCGUCCGUGCACCCCCCGAUGCACACACCUGCGCUGGAUGCCCUUUCACGGAGAAGUCUUCUGCUGAAACGCGCAUAUUGUCAACAAGCUAUCUGCUCCCCCAGCAGGACAUCCUUGCUAACUGGCAGACGACCAGAUACUACCCAUGUUUAUGAUUUACACAAAUACUUUAGACAUGUUGGGGGGAACUUCACAACUAUCCUAGAGUAUUUCAAGAUGCAUGGAUACAGAACCAUAGGAAUGGGUAAAAUAUUUCACCAUGGCGCAGCUUCUGGGUGGGACGACCCUAUUUCUUGGACGGAUCUGUAUUUCCACGGAAAACAACCAAAGGAAUACAUGCAAGACAGAAUAUCCUGGAAGGCGAUACCACAGUCUGAGUCGUCAACAAAACCAUUGCAGGACACUCAAGUAGCGGACUAUGCGAUUCAAACACUACGCGAAAUUGCUGCUAAAGGGAAAAGUGGAGAACAGCCAUUCUUUCUAGCCGUGGGAAUGAAAAAGCCUCACUUGCCAUUCGUGUUUCCUGAUAAGUACCUGCAAUACUAUCCUGCAAAGUCCAUCAAGUUACCCGCUAACCCGUACGCUCCAAAAGACAUGCCACUAUCGCCUGGUCAACGUACGGAGAGCUCAGGAGUUACACGGACAUCGCAGCUUUACAGUUGA
Gigantopelta aegis is the source of this 828-nucleotide messenger RNA. RefSeq names its product iduronate 2-sulfatase-like. NCBI's taxonomy places the organism in Eukaryota, Metazoa, Mollusca, Gastropoda, Neomphalida, Peltospiridae. The transcript has a single exon. Gene Ontology annotation, molecular function: iduronate-2-sulfatase activity. Bases 1 to 828 code for a protein of 275 amino acids. The record is from RefSeq and is a predicted model, not a curated record.